AUGGAGCCCUCAACGCCGUCACCCCCGCCAUCCGGCGUUCGCACUCCUCCCACCCCUAAGCAUGGCUUUGGCGACCACUGGGAUCCUUAUUCGCCUCGAAAGUCUGCUCGCAUUUCUGCCCAGCGCGCUGGCAACCGAACCCCCGCCUCGCACCUCCUCUCACAUCAACCACGACCCAUUUGGCCCCGGCCCCGCGAGGAAGGUGCGCACCCAAGCAACCUCCGUGGCGGGCAUGGUCUCGCCUUUGAGUCGCCCAAGAAGAGAGUGCGAACGUCUGCUGCUGUUGAUUCCAACUCUUUCACACCCCCACAAACUGGUCGCCUCAGUGCUCACUCUUCAGCCAGAGCGUCGUCCUCUCUCGGUCUCGACAAGUCUUCCACCCUCCAAACGUCAAGCACAACCAUUUCGCGCGUCGCCGGAAUGAUUCCUACCCCAGCCAAAACGCCCAAGAAGGCGCCGGUGGAAAAGAACGCCGGAAUCCAGGCCAUUGCCCGAAAUCUAUUCGCGUCUGACGAGGAAAUUAUGCCCAGCCCUUCAAAGGCGCGCGCCAAGAAGUACACGGGCAUUUCGCUCGAAAGCUUCACAGCGGAGGAGGAUGAGACUCCUAUUGAAAUUUUCACUGACUCAAAAGAGCGCAUUCCUAACAAGGAGGUGAGCGCGGACAACCCAUUCUACGGAAACGCCAGCCGAGAUGCGCAAGAACCCGUAAAGCGGCGAAGCAAGCGCAACAAGGUCCACGUCCCGGGAGAAGGUCGCCAAACAAUUGAGGACGCUAUGGGGCGAGAGGACGGCCUAGUUUACGUAUUCCGGGGAAAGAGGAUUUUCCGCAAGUUUGCAGAGGCGGACCCCGCUGACGCUGAGGCGCUUGAAGACGGCGAGGAGCCAUCUAUGCGCCGCAUGACCCGAUCCACGAUGAAACCGCGCCUUCUCUUCCCCACCAAGCCCCAAGAGCCGAGCGAGCUCGAGGCAGAAGAAGCCGAUACCGACGUCGAGCUCGGACCAGAAGACAUGGAGACGACCGAGGCCCCCGACACCCCCGUGACCAAGAAGGAGGAACGACCGACAACCCCCAGCGCACCCGGCUACUCACCCAUGUCCCCCUGA
Parascedosporium putredinis is the source of this 1104-nucleotide messenger RNA. The record is from the annotation of a GenBank genome assembly. Lineage: Eukaryota; Fungi; Ascomycota; Sordariomycetes; Microascales; Microascaceae.